Ananas comosus (pineapple) is the source of this 1209-nucleotide messenger RNA. RefSeq lists its product as uncharacterized. Gene Ontology annotation, molecular function: chromatin binding. NCBI's taxonomy places the organism in Eukaryota, Viridiplantae, Streptophyta, Magnoliopsida, Poales, Bromeliaceae. Gene Ontology annotation, cellular component: nucleus. The record is from RefSeq and is a predicted model, not a curated record. Gene Ontology annotation, biological process: mitotic G2 DNA damage checkpoint signaling. The coding region runs from base 16 to 732 and encodes 238 amino acids. The transcript has 4 exons.
CUCCCCUGUGCAACAAUGUCGACGCUCUUCAUCGCCCUGCAAUGCAUCCAAUGCUCCACCAUGCAGGUGAAGCAGCAGAAGAAGAGCCGAGGCAACAGCAACAAGUGGGUGUGCGCCGUGUGCAACCUGCGCCAAUCGGUGCGCCGAGUCCACGCGCGCGGCCCGAUCGCGCGCGAUCUCCGCGGGUUCGUCCAGGAGUUCAACCUCUCCCGCGCGGUCCACGGAUCCGACGGCUCUGAUCCGAUCCCGAUCCUCCGAUCGUCGGGCUCGCUUGCUCCCGAUGGGUUCGGUGAGCGCCAUAAGAGGAGGAUGGAUUGGUCGGAGUAUUUGGAUCCCCAUGAGGAAGAAGAGGAAGAAGCGGGAGGUGGCGGCGAUGGAGUGGCAGUAGCGAUGGAUUUGCCCCCUCAAAACUUCGAAAAUUUGUCUCAGAAAGGCAUAAAACAAACGGAAUCCUUCAAACCAGAUUUUUCGAAGAGGAAGCGGAGCGAGGAGAAGGGCAGUUUUCCAGGCCAAAACUCAUCCCAACCAAGUGGAAUGGGACCAAAGAAAACUCUCGAGACGAAAGUACGUUCCAAAUGGAGCGAGUACUUGGAAGAAGAAGAUACCGGUGAAACAUUUGGUAGAGAGGUAUGUGUGGAGCAAUCAAGCCGUUACUACGAACUCCGUGGUGGAAAGGAGAGCCAGCUGAGUGAUUCACUAGUAGCAGACGAAAUCCACCCUGAUUUCAAAUAACUUCAGGUAUUUCCAUGUCCUUUCUUAUUCUCCUUUCAGUAGAAUCUCCUACUCGCAGUUGAAUGAAUGAAGCAUUUUUAGCAAUUCUCUUUAUGAAUCAAACUUAUUGCACUAGUAAAAAUCUCCACAGUAAACAUAGUUCAUCUACUACUGUCGUUGAACGUUGAUGUAUCUCAUCAACUCUUGUUGUUUUAUGCAUUCUAAUUCCUUGAUCUAAGAGUUGAAACUUUUUAACAUUCACAAAACUAGAAACUACUAUCAUACACAACUUUGAUUUCUGAGACGUGAGUUUAAGAUUUAUACUUUGAAAUAUCAGACAACGUAAACAAAAUUAUAGACAAGGUUCAGAAUUUUAGGCUUAGUGUAGAUUGAUAGAGACUGAAGGGCCGAAAUCUUAAAUCCAAAUCUGAUCCAACUUAACUAACAAACCAAGACUUGGACCACUCCUGAGCCUAUUUGAGCCUUUCAGCUUAUCCC